Ostrea edulis (European flat oyster) is the source of this 2986-nucleotide messenger RNA. Its product is annotated as exocyst complex component 5-like. Gene Ontology annotation, biological process: exocytosis; Golgi to plasma membrane transport. Bases 160 to 2304 code for a protein of 714 amino acids. Gene Ontology annotation, cellular component: cytoplasm; exocyst. The record is from RefSeq and is a predicted model, not a curated record. The transcript is spliced from 17 exons. NCBI's taxonomy places the organism in Eukaryota, Metazoa, Mollusca, Bivalvia, Ostreida, Ostreidae.
CGGCAUUCCGUUGUAAGACUUGCUUAUCUCCCUUACUACAGACGACUUCCCAUAUUUUAUUUUCCGAAGAAAGAAAAAAGAGUUUAAUUUGCGAUUUUGAACAACUUCAACAGCAUGAUAUUGCUGUUUAAUGCCGUAUUCUAGAUAUUUUGUUCAGUCAUGUCAUUUGAAGAGUUAGAGCAGGAACCCUUUAAUGCUCAUGAAUUUGUGGAAAGAUUAGCAUGGAAAACAAUAGGGAAAAAGGCUCGGAGCAAUUAUGAGAACUUUGAUCCCUGGACUCUGCAUUCAGCAUUUGAACAAGCAAUCAAAGACCUAGACGAGAAAAAUAAACAGAUUGAGAAAAACAUUGAGAAGUUAGAGCAUUCCUGUAAAGAUGAAGAGAAGAAACACUGGCAACGAGUCGCAGACUUACAGAGGAAAAAUCAGACUUCCUACUCCCACUUCCAAGCUCUUGAUGAAAGAAUAAACUUGGUAGCAACCAAAGUUGUUCACUUAGGGGAUCAACUUGAGGGAGUGAACACCCCCAGAGCUCGAGCUGUAGAGGCUCAGAGACUUAUGAACUACUUAGACGAGUUCAUGUCUGAUGAACCUCCUAAGUCAGCUGUCUUUACAGAUCCAUUCCAACUGCAGUUGGCAGCAGACAUAAUUCAAAAGUUAUAUCAGAUAGCCCUAGAAUUGCCAGCCAAUGACAAAUUUGACAGAGCACGUAAAAAGAUCUGGGAUAAGUACAACUAUGUAGAAUCAGAGCUGAUAGUGGAAUUUAAAAAUGCCCAUUUUGAUGGAGACAAAAGAAAGAUGAAGAAAGUGGCUGCUGUGUUGUCCAACUUCAAGGGUUAUGGACAGUGUAUAGAGACCUUUAUCACAGAGUCCCAGAAAGGUGCCUACUUGAAGCCCGACCCCUUUGAUGAUGUCCUUCCACUCUGUGUGAGGUCCAGUGAGAUGAUUGGCGAGGUGUUCAGUAACCCGGACACCGUGAUGGUCAAGUUGGUACAGAAUAUAUACCACGGAAAACUUCAGACAUAUGUCUCUUCUAAACUGGAUCACCUGGAGGACCCCGAGGAAUACCUUGUACAACUCUAUCAGCUGUACACCAGAACGGUGAAGUUAUCGGAGGAGCUUUCUCACUUUAAGAUGGGAAACGACAGUCUUUUUCUCACCAAACUCACCAAACAGAUAUUCGCAAAACACCUGGAGGCCUACAUAGUGUCAGAAACAAGAUAUCUGAAAGAAAGAUGUUCGGCCCAUUUACAGAGAUAUUAUGAGGAUAAUAAUCAUACAAAGAAACAGAUUCAGUCCGGAGGGCUGGUAGAUUUCAAGAGAGAUCUUCAGGCAAAAAUUGGCACCCUCACCAAAGCAAAUGUGAACAUUGGCCCAGCUGUAGAGAAUUAUGGAGGCGAGACGUUCCUGUCGCAGGAAGUGACUAUAAGCUUAUUACAGGAGGCUAAGAAUGCUUUCAAGCGUUGCCAUAUGCUGUCCAGCAGUUCUGAUAUGUCUGGGAAUGCUGUACAGAUUUUAGAUGUCCUGAUUCAAUAUUUGGUUGUUGAACAUAUUGAUUAUGCAGUGGAGCUAGGAUUACAAGCGAUACCUCUGCCGGACCCCAGAACGGCCCCUCAGGUGUAUUUUUUUGAUGUGGUUGGCCAGGCAAAUACUCUGUUCCAUUUGUUUGAGAAACAGUUCAUGGAUUCACUUGUGCCGCUAGUCAUAUCAUCUCCAAGACACAGUGAAUGUUUGCAGAAGAAGAGAGAUUUGAGGGAGCAACAGGAAAACAAGAUAGAUACAGGACUGGACAGGACUCUCGCGGCCAUCACUGGUUACGUUAAAUUUCUGCUGGCAGCGGAACAGAAGAAAACAGACUUCAAACCUGAUGAUGAUAAUGCCAUGCUGGCCAUGGUGUCCCCAGCUUGUUCAAAAGUAGUAAAGUUUAUCUACGGAAUCCAUAAGAACAUUCGUGAGAGUUUGGACGGGAAGAAUAUUGACGUUGUGUUGACGGAGCUGGGUACAAGGCUUCAUCGGGUUCUGUUUGAGCACCUCCAGCAAUUCCAAUACAACUCUUUAGGUGCCAUGUUGGUGAUCUGUGAUGUGAACGAAUACAGGAAGUGCAUGAAGGAAUUUAAGAUCCCAAUGGUGUCGGACCUGUUUGAGAAACUCCAUGCUCUGUGUAACCUUCUGGUGGUAGUCCCUGAAAAUCUGAAGGAGGUGUGCAGCGGAGAAACACUGACUGGAUUGGACAAGUCUGUGCUACAAGCUUUCAUUCAGCUACGAGCGGACUACAGGACUGCCAAGAUAGCCACAAUGCUGAAGUAGCAACAGAAGAGGAGAGAGAAGUGGCUCGUUAUAAUUAAUGGAAAGAGUGAUGGCUCGUUAUAAUUAAUGGAGAACUUUUAACAUGGGAAUGGACAAGAAACAAAUCUGUGGUCAUUUUUCAAAUCAUGUGAAAAGUUGUAAGAAAACACUGUGAUAAAGCACUAGAAAUUAAAGGAUAAAAGGCAAAUAAUGCAUCUAGGUGAUUGAUCAUUGAGUGAUCAGAGCUUGCUAGCAUUUUCACUUCAUUGUUUCUGUUCUUUGUGAUGCUUGUAUCUUUGAAAUUAGCAAAAUGAAUCUGCAUCAAAUCUAUGGAAUCCUACAUUGUUCUAAAAUAUUGAGAAAAAUGUAGUAGUGCUUGAAUGCUUGUAAUGUUAAUGGAAAUGCAUGUUUUCCUCCAAGUGUGCUAGGAUCUGACAUUUUUGAAAAGUUCAUUAAAGCAUCAUAUUCUAUAUGAUUACACUUUUCAAUAUUUUGAUUUUAGUUCAUUGAAAAUGUAUUUUUUGUAAGUAGAUAUGAAUUUUGUUUUAUUUCUAUAUCAGAUCAUUGAGAGAGAGAGAGAGAGAGAGAGAGAGAGAGAUAUGUGCUACUUUAUGUGCAAUAUAACUUAACAUAUUACUGUAUUACUUAUCACAUACUGCAAACAAUGAAAGGUCUGAAAAUAAACUGUCAUAUCAGAGCUCAU